Molecule: messenger RNA, 3557 nt
Organism: Salvelinus namaycush (lake trout)
Lineage: Eukaryota; Metazoa; Chordata; Actinopteri; Salmoniformes; Salmonidae
Product: capping protein inhibiting regulator of actin dynamics-like
Exons: 10
Coding region: 148-3102 (984 amino acids)
Source: RefSeq, a predicted model, not a curated record
GGUGGCUGAGGACUAGUAUGUGUGUGAGUGAGUGGAAGGACACAUCCUCCCCUCGGAGAGAAAGAGAAAACAGAGAAAGAGAGAGACAAAGAAGAAGCAGCUGCUCUCCAGUAACAGGGUAAGAGCAGCUAACUCCAGUCUCCUGUCAUGGAUACUAACACUGGGGAAGUGGAGGACUCAGGAGAAGAGCUUACAGGGAGGAAGAAGUCUCGGUUCAAGCUGCUGAAGAGUCGUCUGUUUGGCCGUCUGAAGAGGAAGGAGACUGAAGGACUGAUGAAGCAGAGCCAGUCCGCCAGUGAUUUCACUGCUGAUGUCAUAGCUCCGGGGGACGACGACUCAGAGGAUGACUGUUUGGGCGGUCCAAAUACACUGGGGUCCAGAGCUCUGUCACAUGACAGCAUCUUCCUGGCUGACCAAUCACAGAGCUCCUCUGAGCCGACGAGGGUUCUGUCUCAGGAGAACGUACACAGCAGGAUAAGAGAACUGCAGCUGAAACUGCAGCGGCAGAACAUGUGUCUGGGCCCUCCCCCCUUGCUGAUCCCUGGAAAGAGAAUGGAAGAUUCCGGAGCCACCUCUGAGGAUGAUGGUUUACCCCAGAGCCCUCCAGAGAUCUUGUUCCAUGACCGAACAGCACAGGGGCCUUCCUACAAGUGCCUCUCCCAGCCCUCCUCCCGUCCUCUCUCCCCGAAUCCUGCUUCCCCCUGUGAUCCAGAGCCCUCCCCUACAGUGGACUUCACCAGCCCAGCCCAGUACACUCCUAGCCUGGACAGCUCUGCCGCCCGUCACCGCAUGUCUGUUAAACCCAGGAACCAGAGGGCCAGCGCCAAGGGAAGGAAAGGUCCCCUGAGAGCAAGCAGACUUGGCUCAGAGAGCCUGAGUGACCUGGACCCUGACCAGCCCCUGUCUGAGAGGGAGGAAGAGCAGGAUGGAACGGAGGACGAGGACAGAGAGGAAGAGGAGGAGAGGGAGCGGCCGUUCUCUUCAUCUCCAAAAGACUCUGAGGAGAAGCCCUGGCAGUCAGUACCCCCUGGUGGUCAGAAAGAGGUAUUACAGAGACAAGAGUCCUCCGAGACAGAGGGACGCAUCACCACCAACCCUCUCUACCUCCAGGCUAUGACCUCUCCUCUACCAGAACCCAUGACCAAAACCUCCAUCCUGGAGACCCCGAGCCUGCCCACUCCCCCUUCAGCAGCAGUGGAGGAGCCACAGAAGCCCCUGGAACCUAUCCGGGUCAAACGCCCAAGAACUCUCAUCCAGGAUAAUUCAGACCAGGGAAGUCGGCCUGGGUCUACAUCUGAAAAGACCCUCUCCAGGCCUCUCAGUCCUGUCUAUGGAUCAAAUAAUGUCACUUCCACCACAAAUCAACUGCCAUCAAAAGAGAAGCCAGAAGAGAAUAUGACCCCAGCCACCUCUAACAAGGGAGACAGGUUGAGCAGAAACACACAGGGUGUGAGCCUAGCAGACACCAGCAGCUCUACACACCACUCUGCUCUACCUACCCCUGCCCCUCGCGUUAUAAGACAAACACAGAGACCUGCUUUUGAGAGAGAGUCUGUCAGAGAGACUACAGCAGUCCCACUGUCGGGCGUUAAUGAAGAAACCUCCAAAUUGGACAUGAUGCAGAGGACGACAGGGCAACCUACUGGCCACGAAGACACACUGCCUAGAGCAAACAGUUUCUCCAUCUCCUCCUCAAGACAGCGUUCCAAGAGCGCCACUGGCAGUGCCCACACAGGGACGAGAAACGAGGAGAUGAAUGCAGAAGGAAAAGGAGGGGAGGGUUUUGUGACCAAAAACCCUCAUCAGGAGUCUGUCAGAAGGCAAGAGGUAAAACCAGAGCAGGCCACAUUUAAAGGCCUGAAGGAAAACCAACCACAACCCGCACCUCAGGAGAGAAAAGUACAAACAGAAGUAGAAGUAGUGGAGGAGACAGGACUGAAGGGAGGAGAGAAAAGGGAUGGGCAGAGUGAGGGAAAUGAGGAGCAGGAGCAGGAGCAGGAGAAGGAGCAGGAGCAGGAGCAGGAGAGGAGGAGUGCUUUCGGAGUGAAGCUGCGCACCACUUCUCAGUCUCUGAAGUAUCGCUUGCAAAGGGACCAAGAAUUCAGGGUUAAGUGUCAUAUUGUCUCAACAACUGCAGAACCAGUCAAAGGCGAAAUUGGCACAAGUUCAAAGGUCAGGGGUGACUUGGCAAAUAAGGCUUUGAGGAAGGGCCCGUCACAAGUGUCUGACUGCCCCCCCUCAUACACCCCUGAUAGAAACAGACUCAACGAGAACCAAGAUGAUGAUGAUACUGACCUGGUAGUAGAUGCCUUUUUAGACCCAGACAAAGGCCCAUCCUCCAGACCUGCUCUGGGGCUCCCAAGAGGGGCUGAGACCCCUGGGUCUAAUGGGUCAGCUGGAUCGGAGCCUGUCUGGAUGUCCAUGGCCCGGGAAAAGACCAGGAGUCUCCAACAGCAUCUCAGUCCAGAGACAGAGCCUGGGACAGGGGGGACAGGGGGGACAACAACGCCCCAGUACACCCCAUCACCACGGCCAGCUCCAACCCCAGCCCCACAGCCUAGAUUACAACCAACAGCUCAGCCAUCAACACAACCUCCAUCACAAUCACAGCCAAGCACAAAAACAGCCUCGCAAAAACAAACAUCAGCCCCAGUGGUACAACCACCAUCUCAACCAAUACCAAGCGGUAGACCAAUCCUACGGGGAAUGCAACUGACAGCUACACUCACAACAUGGCCUUCAGAUCAGCCUAACACACAAACAGCAUCACAACCGACACCACAAGGAACUGCUCAACAGCUGACACAACCGUCCUCCCAACCUCACAUACCAACCAGACCAACUCUACGAGGAGCGUCUGAGAGAUCCUCCAGGUCUCUGAAGAGAGCUGAGAAGAUGCCUGUGGAGAAAUGGACAGAAAGAGCGCUCCCGACUGGGACUAUGGAGGAAUCUAGCAAUGGUCAAAUUGAGAUUCACAUCGCAAAGCCUGAGAUACCUUCUUCAUCAUCAUCAUCAUCAUCAUUGUCACACCGGGGUCAGCCAACCUGGAUGGAACUUGCCAAGAGGAAAUCUCUGGCCUGGAGUGACAAGACUAUGGACUGAGAAGUGCACGUGGGUGUCUGUGUGUGUCUGUGUGUGUCUGUGUGUGUGUGUGUGUGUGUGUGUGUGUGUGUGUGUGUGUGUGUGUGUGUGUGUGUGUGUGUGUGUGUGUGUGUGUGUGUGUGUGAGGGAGGUAAAGGGGUUCCUAAAGAGAGUAAGAAGAAGACUGAAAUAAAAUCAUGAUUUGUUGCUGACUGUGUUACUUGAACCUACUGGAUACAGAGUAUGAGUUUAAAACCCAUUUCCCAUUACUGUGCCUUACUCUUCUAACCAUUAAAUUAAAAAAAUUACUUAUAUUUCACAUCAGCCAGACUGAUGCUAAACUUCUGCGUAUAACAACACUAAACCAAGAGGUCUGGACUUUUAUGGCACAAGAGGGCCAUAAAAGUUGCUGGUUCAAACUCCGCUUCAGUUUUUUCACUGCUUUUGACAUAUCACUCCAUGCUAGAUCCCUGUUG